This is a messenger RNA of Mya arenaria, 2889 nucleotides long. Its product is annotated as shootin-1-like. The record is from RefSeq and is a predicted model, not a curated record. The transcript is spliced from 20 exons. NCBI's taxonomy places the organism in Eukaryota, Metazoa, Mollusca, Bivalvia, Myida, Myidae. The coding region runs from base 230 to 1879 and encodes 549 amino acids.
GUGUGUAAAAACUUCCGGGUUGGUACUUGACGUAAAUCAAUAUCGUAGUUAACAUUUUGAGGUUAAAUAUAGCGAAUUUCUGGAUUUCAGGCCUAAGGUACUCGAGCAUGUUAUUCGUGAACAUGAAGGCAUACGGAAGAGAAUAGUCACUUUGUUAACAAGUGUUGCUGACGCUUGCUUGUCCAGUGAAGGAGUUUAUAACACAGUGUCUACGUCGAGAAAGACUAAGAUGGGUGAGCCGGAAGACGACAAUAUAGAUUGGAAAGCGAAAUACAAAGAGGACACAGCAAAACUCCAGAAGCUAGAGACACUCUCCAAAGAUGUUCUAAAGGAGUAUGACGAUCUUCUAAAGCAGUUUGAGGAGCUAAAGUCAGAGAAUGCCUCUCUGUCCAAGAAGGUGUCCGAGAAAAAUGCAGAAAUAAAGACUGUGAAUGAAUAUAUCGACCCAGCUAUUGCUGAAUAUGAGAAGCUGAAACUGAAAUAUGAGAUCGAGAAGGGUUGUCGACAUGAGGCAGAAAUAUACGCCUCCCAGAUACACCAACAUAACAAGAAACUGAAGCGACAGACGGUUGACCUGUGUUCAAUGCUCAGUGCUGGUGGAUCGGCUAACUUCAACGUCGUCGAUCUGAAAUUUGAGGACGAAGAUAAGGAGGAGAAGGAGAUCGAAAACGGCUACCAGACCUCACUCAAUAAUACAAUAAAAGAGCUUAAGAAUGAAGUAGGUCACUUGAAAGCUUCGCUUUUGUCAACACAGAACGACUUGGAAGCCAAAACAGAGAACUACAAGUCCAUGUCUAGUAUGUACAAAGCAGCAAAGCUGAAACUCAAACAGACAGAGAAGUCGCUCAGAGAUCAUAAAGCAGCUUUAAAGGAACUUUCAACAGUAUCCGAGGAGGCAUAUCAGGAAUAUGAAAACCUUCAGGACAAAUUUAAUCUGGAGAUGCAGAAGCGGGGCUUUGCUGAACGUAAAAUGGCCGAGUUGACGGUGGACAACGGUAAGAUGAAGCGACAGAGUGCGGUGUUACUGAGCCAAGUCAGCCCGGGCGAUAAGCUACACCUCGCCCUCAUGGAGAUUGAAGAUCUCACAAACAAACUUGAAGAACAGAGAAAGCACUAUGACAGACAGAUCUCAGAGCUGGAAGAGAAGGUGGACUCUGGGUCGUCUGAGAGCAUGAACGCCAAAGAAGAGGAAACUCAAGCGCUUGAAGGUGAGAGGGAUGAUCUCAUCUCGCGAGUGAAGGAGUAUGAAGACAAAUACGCCAACCUGGAAACUGAAUAUGACGCAUUGUUGAAAAAAUAUGAAGAAUCAAAACGACCCCCGCCGCCACCUCCCCCACCCCCUCCACCAGCGAUUUCUACCACUAAAGGAUUUUUGAACAAAAUAACUCGAAAGAAAAAGAAAGACAUCGAAGCUACAAUUCGUUUGAAGGGGGGAGUUGUGAAUGACGAUUUCAGCAAAGUGCUUGAGGACAUGAUGUCCAAUAUCAAAACUGGCAAGACUUUACGGAAAACCCUAAAACCGGUGAUAACGGGCACAGACGAAAAGGGUCACACAGACGUCAAAAUGGUGUUAAAGUCAAAGAGCUUUGACGAUAUCCAAAGCGAGGCCAGUGAACCAAAGUCCGAUGACGGUCAUGCUAUGAAAGAACUCAACAAUAUUAUGAAAAAGUUUAAGCGUGCCCACAGUGUCAGUGACCUGGAGCCACUCGAGAAAGAUCAACCGGAGUCGGAACUGGCUGCAGUGUUCCGGAAAGUGAAGAAAAGUGCCUCCGUCGAUAGUGACACAGAUAUUGUUACUAGAAGAAGCAAACUAUCGCAAGUGACCGAAGAACGGGAGUCAGAGGUUAUCUCCAAACCUUCCAAUGUGGCGUUCCGUUAGCGAUGUGAAAUAACCCAGAUGUAACGCGAUCGACCCAGUGGAGUCAAAUUAAGUAAAGGAACUAAGCGGAGUUCAGGAGCUGAUGUAUAACACGAAAACUGCAUUAGAACGGGUGUCAAAUGUGUUCUUCAUUCAUUUAUUACGGGACAGUGCAGCUGUUAAGCAUUUUAUUAUGCAAACAUGUUUAUUGUUGGAGUAUGUUGGUUGUAUACUUUGUAUACUUGGUUAUAGAACAAUGUUGUAGUUUACUCAAUUGUUAAAAUAAACACAUAAAAAAAUUUGAUAAUAUAUAAGAAUUAAUUUUUUUGAUGGUCGCAAUAUUCGUUGUAUUUUUCAAAGAUGUUUUUAUAUACAUGUAUCUAUAAAAGAGCUUUACUUUUACAUGUUUUUAAUUUUUAAAUCUCUGUGAUUAUAGAAUGGAGCGUAGCUUAGAGAACAUAGGUUGUACACUAUAAGAGUAACAUAUGCAGAUAUAUAUUCAGCUUUCGAAAACAGUUUUGCUGUAGCAGUAGGCCUUCAUGUAUUCGUAGAGCUAGAUUUUAAGUGCAAUCAUUUAUGCUUUUAGUAGUUAUUUUUUAUUAUUAUUACUAUAAGCUGAGUUCUAACAUACCUCUUAUUUAAUAUGCUUCCCUACUUGAUUUACCUUGUUGCAAAUAUUUGCAUUUGUUUGUAUAUAUAGUUCGACUGAUUGGAACAUCAAUCACAAAUAUGUCGUAGCCUGGCGUACGUGAGUUGUUACAUGGUACGUUCCUUAACGCGUGUUGCCUCCUGCGUGUCCACCGUUCAGUCAUCACUGCGAGUUUCAGAUAACGUCAGUGAUUUAGAAACAGUUGGUCUGUUUUUAUUUUGUUAUGAUGGACUUUUUGGUGACACAUAUUGUGUUGAAUGAUACUCUGUUUCUAAGUAAAAUAUAUGUAUGUGAAGUAUUAAGUACAAUGCUUUACUACUUUUCUAUAAGACACAAACUCUUUGCCAUGGAAACCGUUUAAUAAACGUUUAUUUACAUCCUC